Tuber aestivum (summer truffle) is the source of this 1406-nucleotide messenger RNA. The record is from the annotation of a GenBank genome assembly. Lineage: Eukaryota; Fungi; Ascomycota; Pezizomycetes; Pezizales; Tuberaceae.
ACCAGACAGGCGAGCUGGGAUGAGGGAGCCUAUGCUGUACUCGUACUCGUACACUUGUGAUAUGAUACUGUACUGAUUGAUUCCUGCCUGAUGCCACAGAUUUCUUGGGGAUCUCUGCUCGUUUGUACCAUGAACCCAGUGCAUUGUACCAGUACACAGAUCGUAUGCAAGGAUAGCGUGCGAUAUCGUACAAGACUCUAUCAAGAUUGUUGUACCGGUGCAGACUUUGAUUUGUACGAAGACAUGCAGUGCACUUCCUGUACCGGCAUCAUUGCCAUCGUACCCAUAUCUCGCCAACUCGGGCUGUGUAGGGGAUGACAAUUGGGCCUUCCCCCGCCGUGCCGGGGUUGUACGGAUUUUAGGUGCGUUCCGUUCCUGCCCAGUUCUCCCAUCGCCUGUCAUGAUGAUGACUUCAUCGUUCCUCGAGACCCUCCCCCCCCGUCCCCUGCACCACAAAUAAAGCCCAUCUCCCUUCCAUCGAUGAUGGUUAGGAACAGGCCGGGAACAUCUCAUAUCGAUAAAACUAUUAUUUCCCAAUCAAUCCCCCCGGGAAAGCAAUCAUGGUAUACUCUACAUGCACGGAUUGAACAGAGUGGUUAUAGCUGAUAUCCAUAUCUCAAAUGUCCACAGCCAACCUCAAUGGAGGAAGCUCUAAAGACGGACCCACCGUGUCAUCCCCGCGCCGUGAGUCACGCCCUCCCGUCCCACGCCCCACUGUGUCAGGGCUCUUACUCAUGGAGGGGGGGGAACAGUGCGCUAUUCAGGAUUGCCUGCAGAGGAAUAAUUAUAACGAAUCCCGCUGCACAGACCUAAUCGACGCCUUGUAUGACUGCUGCUCCGAACUCUAUAAACGAGACGGCCCCGGGGCGAAUAGUACGUGUUGUCCGAAGGAGAGCCUGUUGAAGCUCAAGAUCAAGCAGAGGGCGGAUGAGAAGGGAUCUCGGGGGGCGGAGGUUCACCAGACAAGAAGACGUUAAUGCGGGAGAUUUUGACAUCACAAACGUGGAGACUUGCUAUAUGGCAGAUACCAUCUAGAUUUGCAACAUGAUUGAAUCCAGACAACCUUAUUCAUCGAUGAGAGCCAUCUAUGUUUCAUCUGGGACGAGGCUCUGAAAUUUACCGGAACCUCGCGCCACAACCACGUAGUUCGAAUGAAGCAAGGUGGAAUAGAUCUCACAUGUAGCAGUUCUCUACUUAUGAUAACGGAACCAGCGGGUCCAACCAAGGGGAAUAUGCCGCCAUGAUAUGACGCACAUUCACCUUGAGGGGGGGGCAGGACUGAGCGAAAAAUAUCACUCCAUGAUACCGGUGGGCAUGGGAAGACGGCCGGCGGGUUGACGAGAUAUUGCACGGUGAGGAACCUCUUGAACCAGGGCACCGCAUGAUAAUAAUCUACCGAAUCUUGC